GAACGAAUGAUUCUUCUUGCGACCUUUUUCGCGGAGCGAUAUGUCUAAAUCAAUUCCAAGUCAAGGCCACCAUGAACGACGAUAGUCAAACUUCCAUCAUCAACCUUUCUUAUGGAACCUUCUUCGUUCUCCUUUUAACAAUCUCCAUUCAUUCUUCCCAACUUUCCUCCUCGGAAUUGUAGAGACAUAGAGGAAAAAUGGGGCAUGGAAGUUCGAAAUCAAGUUCCUCUGAUGACUCUACAAACGGCGGAGUUUCCAAUUGCAAAUCAAGCACGUCGCGUCGAGAGAGAAUCAAGAAGAAGCUUCACCUUCACCGUCGUCGUGGUCGUCCCGCCGGAAGCAGUCGCGGGCACUCUAAACUCAGCAGUUUAGAGGAUUUUACCGGCAUCGCUUUGGUUACUCUUAUUAGUGCGGAGAUGAAAUUUAAGGAUAAGUGGCUUGCUUGUGUUUCUAUCGGAGAACAAACGUUUCGCACCGAGACUUCUGACCAUUGGUGCAAACACUUGGUAAUUAGUACAUCCUAAGGUACAGUUUGGUUAGAGUUGGAGCAUCUAAAGUGGGUAAGGAGGUGGGCAUCCUUGCAGGAAGAGUGCGAAGUCUGGUCUACUACAGGCACCGCCCACCUGCCCCUGGGACACGCUAUUUACCUCCCCUAUGAUGGUUGUGGGGCCGGACCAACAAGCCUACAUGGAACUCGGUGAGUGAAUUUUAUUACAUAUAGCUUAAAUCAUCAGUCCUUGGCUGUAGCACAUGAGGCAUCAUAAGCCUUCCUUUCGGAAUGAAGAAUCAUCCCUUUAGGAAUCCUAGAGGUUUGAUAGUUCUUAUGAACUCUAUUCAAACAACUUCACCAGACCCUUUUUGAAUGUCUAAUGAUCUCCAUAUCCAUUGAAACUACAACAUGUGAUAGUCAAUCUGUCUCUCUCCUCUCCGUUGGAUAUAUGUAGAGACUGAGAUUUUGGUACAUCUUAGUGGUCAAGAUCUGUGAGCUAGUAAGAAUAUAUGCCAGGUUCCUGUCAUAAAUUAAAUCAUGUUUCCUAAAUAUCAUAUUUAAUACAGACUUCAUUUUGUUUAUGUUGUGCUAUUUUUUGUGCACAAUGACAUUAGAGUUAUCAUCAUGGUCUUGCGAUAUGUUAGCGACUUCCAUAAAUUGGACAAAUACCAUUUGGUCUAAAUUCAUGACAACUUAGAGAAAGAAAUGUACACUUACUCAUGUGCAGUUUUUGAGUUGAAGCUUUUAUGAUUUGGUUCGAGUCAUUUCCGUCCAUAAAAUAUAAACCACAAGUGGUAUGCGAUUAUUUCUGAAUGAUUGUGCUAUGGAUAUGAUGACAGAAACAUGUGCUUCUUGACUCUUGAGUUAUAUUAUGUCCUGUGGUUUUGACAUAUGCAGUCAGUGACAUUACUUUUGUUAUGCUACAGGAGAAGAAGUUCUUAUUGGAAAGGAAUGGGCCUCAUAUUGCAAAAAUAUCUGUUUUUGAGACCAAUAGGCUGUCGAAGAAUAACCUCAUUGGGUAUUGUGAGGUAGAUCUUUUUGAAUUCCUUAGUCAGGAUUCAGGCUUUGACACUAAAAUGUUCGAUUUGUUGGAUCCAUCAUCCUCCAGUGUAGUGGUUGGCAACAUAUCUCUUUCAUGUUCUGUUGAGGACCCAACUGAAACAGAGAAAAGUUUUGCAAGACGUAUCUUGUCCAUUGUCGAUUACAACGGUGAUGGACAAUUAUCUUUCUCUGAGUUCUCAGAAUUAAUAAAUGCAUUUGGCAAUCAACAGGCAGCAAAAAAGAAAGAGGAGCUCUUUAAGGCAGCUGAUGAAAAUGGAGAUGGUGUUGUCAGCAUGGAUGAACUGGCUACACUUUUAGCUGUGCAACAAGAGAAGGAGCCACUCAUCAAUUGCUGUCCUGUUUGUGGGGAGUUUCUUGAAGUCUCUGAUAAGCUGAAUUCGAUGAUUCAUAUGUCACUGUGUUUUGAUGAAGGCACUGGAAACCAGGUUAUGACUGGAGGCUUCUUAACUGAUAAACAGGCUUCCUAUGGGUGGAUGUUUAAACUCACUGAAUGGGCUCAUGUCUCAUCCUAUGAUGCAGGCUUGAACUCGGGUUCAAGUGCUUCACAUAUUGUGGUUUUUGACCGGAGGAAAAAGAGGCUCGUAGAGGAAAUAAUUGAUGGAAAGAUUGUCUUAUCAAUGAGAGCCAUUUAUCAAUCUAAAGUAGGCCUUGGCAUUAUGGACAAAGGGGCAAAAGAAUUAUUGCAGAGCAUAUCAGAAAAACAGGGCAAGAAAAUGAAUUCAGUUGAAUCUGCGAAAGAUAUACCAGAUUUUCUUAAGUUCUUCAAGGAUCAAAUCAAUAUGGCUGAAGUUAAAUACCCUUUGGAUCAUUUUAAGACAUUCAAUGAAUUUUUUAUAAGAGAGUUGAAACCUGGUGCAAGACCGAUUGCCUGUGUAGGACGUGAUGAUAUUGCUGUUUGUGCUGCUGAUUGUCGUUUAAUGGCAUUUAGAACAGCUGAAGAAAGUCUCAGAUUCUGGAUCAAGGGUAAAAAGUUUUCUAUCCGAGGCCUUUUGGGUGAUAUACCAUGCUCAAAUACUUUCAUUGGUGGAACCCUGGUCAUAUUUCGCUUGGCACCACAGGAUUAUCAUCGUUUCCAUUUUCCAGUUUCUGGUAAGAUUGAGCAGAUUGUCAAUAUACCUGGAUGCUUAUAUACGGUUAACCCCAUUGCUGUAAAUAGCAAGUACUGCAAUGUGUUUACAGAGAACAAGCGUGCUGUAUCUAUUAUCUCAACUGCGGAUUUUGGGAAGGUAGCAUUUGUGGCUAUUGGUGCAACGAUGGUUGGCAGCAUCACAUUCACCAAGAAGAAGGGAGACUAUGUCCAGAAAGGAGACGAGUUUGGUUAUUUCUCGUUUGGUGGAAGUACGGUCAUUUGCGUCUUUGAAAAGGACAAAAUUGCACUAGAUGAGGAUCUUUUGGCUUACAGUGCAAGAUCAAUCGAGACCCUAGUUUCAGUUGGAAUGCAAUUGGGGGUCUCCGUGAAGAAGCGGGCAGAACUUCCAUUGCCAGACAUCAAAAACUGCGUGUUAAAUGCUUGAAAAUGUGAGUCAAAACAUGAGGUAUACAUCUCGUAUGGAUAGGAUGACAAAUAGGUAACUUAUGUGUUAGAAAUCUUGGUUUGGGUCAUGUAUCGAUCGAAAUAGACUUGGAUAGAAUAAUGGAUCGUGUUUGGGACACUCUUUGAAGGGUAUUAUUUCGACCCUUUUUCAGUCUUGGAUUUCAUGAAAUUCACUGAAAUUAGGAAUUAAUCAACAGUUAUUUUUGGCGUGAAGGUGGUUAUUUUGCCGUCAAAACAGUUACCAAGUAA
This is a messenger RNA of Cynara cardunculus var. scolymus (artichoke), 3335 nucleotides long. Its product is annotated as phosphatidylserine decarboxylase proenzyme 2-like. NCBI's taxonomy places the organism in Eukaryota, Viridiplantae, Streptophyta, Magnoliopsida, Asterales, Asteraceae. The record is from RefSeq and is a predicted model, not a curated record. Bases 1408 to 3066 code for a protein of 552 amino acids. The transcript has 21 exons. Gene Ontology annotation, biological process: phospholipid biosynthetic process. Gene Ontology annotation, molecular function: phosphatidylserine decarboxylase activity; calcium ion binding.